Electrophorus electricus (electric eel) is the source of this 786-nucleotide messenger RNA. RefSeq names its product calcium channel, voltage-dependent, gamma subunit 6a (gene cacng6a). NCBI's taxonomy places the organism in Eukaryota, Metazoa, Chordata, Actinopteri, Gymnotiformes, Gymnotidae. Gene Ontology annotation, cellular component: membrane; L-type voltage-gated calcium channel complex. Gene Ontology annotation, molecular function: calcium channel regulator activity. Gene Ontology annotation, biological process: regulation of calcium ion transmembrane transport via high voltage-gated calcium channel. The record is from RefSeq and is a predicted model, not a curated record.
AUGUGGUCCACCUUCAAGGUGCCGGAUGAGGAGGGCAGACCGACCUGAGUGUCUGGCGGGACUGCCAUGGGCAGGCGGACCGAGUGACGGGUGCAUGUGGCUUCGCCUGCACCAGUCGCCCUGAGUGAAAACCAGGAGGGUAAGAUCAAGCUGGCGUUCCUUGUGGCCAUGGUAGGUAUUUCACUGACUGUGCUGGGAUUGGGCACGGAAUUCUGUCUGGAGCUCUCUCCACCCAAGGGCUUUUCUGACAGUCAGACGCGUGUAGCAGCACAUUAUGGCCUGUGGAAGUACUGCAGCAAGACGCUCUGGAUUGCUGGUGCAGAUCCCGAGUGGGAAAGCUGUGGGCCUCUUGACCUGCCUGGAGAAUCGAACUGCUCCUACUUCAAGUUCUACACUACUGGAGAAAACACAGUCAUGAUUCAAAAAAUACCAGACAAGAAUCUGACUACAGCAUCUGCCAUGCUGGCUAUCAGCAUUCUUUUUCUCAUGGUGAUGGGGGCCAUUUGUAUCAUCGUGGCUCUGAGUAAACCAGCACAGUUCUUCCUGAAGCAAGCAUCAGUGUGUUUCACAUUAUCAGGUGUCCUAAUCUUCCUGUCACUCAUCAUAUACCACCAAUCAGUUCUUUCGUUUUUGGAAAGUGACCACUCCAUACUGGUGCCAUGGUCAGUGAAAUGUAUGGGGUGUGCAGGGGCCGUUGUACUAGUUGCAGGUGUUUUAUUCCUCCUUCUAGCUCUUCCAUACAGCUCUUCCACACAGUCUCAGGCAAAAAGUGAAACAGUGAAUUGA